This is a messenger RNA of Pleuronectes platessa (European plaice), 3017 nucleotides long. RefSeq lists its product as uncharacterized. Lineage: Eukaryota; Metazoa; Chordata; Actinopteri; Pleuronectiformes; Pleuronectidae. The transcript has 7 exons. Gene Ontology annotation, molecular function: proton transmembrane transporter activity. Bases 49 to 2838 code for a protein of 929 amino acids. The record is from RefSeq and is a predicted model, not a curated record. Gene Ontology annotation, biological process: proton motive force-driven ATP synthesis.
UCAGAUAAACGAGCUUUGCUUCUCUAAACAUUUAAUUCGAUUACAAACAUGGCGGCUGCUUUCUUCAGGAGAAGAUCGUGUUUAAAUUAUCUUCACAGAGAGUUGUGUAGAGUUGUGUGGAGGCCGCAGGCGGCUCUGUACUGCUCCAAACCUCCAGACAGAAAACUUCCACGAAUAACUCACAUCAGUAAGAAAGACAAUCAAAAAGCCAAACCUCAGCCUGCGGUGGAUGUUGCUAAACUCCUGGAAGAACUAUUCUCCCAAAAGAGGCCAGGCACAGCGCCCCCCGGUGGUGGUAAAGCUACCAAAGCCUCAACCAUCUCCUCAACAUAUGUCUCCACCUCAGAUGUUCCUCAUUCAUCAAAAACAAAUCCAGCAGUUACUGUUUCUCGUGCUGCGUCUACAGCUACAUCUUCUUUAAACCCUGCACCGCUUUCCCCUCAACCAACACCAGCAUCUUCCACACAGUCUCCUGGUUUGAUCCAGGACUUUACCGCUGACGCUGUUUCUACAACCUCAUCUUCUCCAACGUCUGGAUCCACAGCGGCUUCAGCAGAAAACCAAACUUCAGCCCAGACGCUAGAAACCAAAGUAGAAACUGCUGCAGAGACAGAUAAUGUAGAGAAAUCUUCUGUUUCAGCUGUAGAAACUGCAACAGAACCAUCAACAGAGUCGAGUCGUCCUCUUGUAGAAGCAUUAGAACCUCAGGCUCCUGUUGUUGAUGGUCCAGUAGAGCCUCUGAUAGACGUCACAUUAGAUACAGCUCCAGAAAUCCAAACGAUAAGCAAAGAUUCAGGAGAGGAGGGCACCUUAUACACAACCACAGUAGAAACUGCAGAAGAAUCAUCAGUUAAGACUGGAAUUGAUCCUGUAGAGGCAGUAGAAGCUCCAGUAGAGCUUCUGAUAGACGUCACAGUAGAUGCAUCAGCUCCAGAUUCAGGACAGGUGGGCAUCUUGUACACAGUGGAACCUUCAGUAGAUACUGCAAUAGAGACAUCAACAAGCAUCGCUCCUCAGGAAACGUCAGAGAGAGUAGCACCAGUCGAAGGUUCAGCAGAAUCUAUGAUAGAUAUCACAUUAAUAGAAACUGCAGUAGAAUCACCAGUAGAGGUCAGUCUUCCACCAGUAGACACCAGAGCUUCUGUUGCAGGAUCAGUGGAGACGAUGGCAGCGGUUGAAAGAGAACCAGCUACAAGUGUGGAUCAGGAAGUCACCAGCGUCUCCUUCACCUCAACAGUAGAACCUCCAUUAGAACCAACAGUAGACCCUUCAGGAGACGCCACUCCUCCCCCGGUGGUAACACUAGAAACUACAAUAGCAACAGUAGAGCCUUCAUUAGAAAGUGCAGUAGAACCAUCAGUAGAGUCCAUGACCUCUGCUCUAGAGAGUGAAGCUGCUGAUGCUGAACGUACUGCCUCCAUCCAGAAUGCACAGGAACCUGCAGUUUACCCUUCAGAAACCAGAGUGGAAUCUAGAGUAGAGUCAUCCUCAGGAAACGUCACUGUCAAUGAGGAGAAGAGCGAAUCUGAACAAAUGACCUUAGAGUCUGUAACUUUACAUUCAGUGAAUUCCUCGGUGGAUUCUCUGAAAACAGACGAGCUCCUCGAAACAAAGUUUACUCUCGAUGAGGAAGUGGAGAAACGACUGCAGGAGCUGUUGGUCGGUGCCGAACACGAAGCUGCGGUCAAAGCCGAGAACACGGGUGAAGAUGAGGGUGAAGUUGUGUCUAAAGUUCUUUCUCAGUGGAGCUCUCUCUCUGCCGACCUUCAGGAGCUGGAGGGAGAAACCACCUCGUUGAUGACAGAGCUCGUCUGUCGAGUUCCUGCAGCGCCUCCGGGAACCGAUGAGCCGGUAGAAACGAGUUCAGCCUCCGAUCAAACUGCGGGAGCUAAUGUCGAAUGUGGGCAGGUGGAGGAGGAAGGAGAAGCCAUGACACUUGAAUCCAUAACUUUAUCUGAGGUGGAGGCUGAAGUGGAAAUUUUCGAAACUGAAGCUCUGCAAGAAACAAGUGAUGCGCUGGAGAAAGAAGCUGAUGCUCUGGUAAAGGAGGAGAAGAUGGAAGUGAAGAUGGCGACAGGGGAGGAUCUUUACAGUGACACAGCAGAGGCUGAAAUCUUAACGCUGGAUUCCAUCUCUGAAGCAGCCGAUGCGAUAGAAGCUGAGAUUCCUUUAAUGAUGGAGGCCAUGUUUGGCUCUGAGCAGGGACUGAGGCAGACUGAGUCUCUGCUUCCGAAGCUUGAGCUGCAGAAUGAAAUGAUUGAUCAGGAAGCAGGAAAAGAGUCUGCACAGCAGGAGGGAAGAGUCCUGGCAGCCAUGUCUGUAGAGUCUGUGACGUUGGUGGAAGUUGAGGCGUCUCUGGAAACUCUGGAGAACGAGACUCUGAGAGAAACCACGACGUAUCUGGAGAAUGAAGCCGAAGUUCUCGCUGGAGAGACGAGGGCGGAGGUGGAGGAAGGAGCGAGGUCUGAGGAGGUCCCUCAGUGUCUGGACGUCGAGUCUCUGGUUGAAGAUCUGCAGACUGAUGCUCUGAUGGAGGAGCUGCUGUUUACGGUUCCAGGCCAAAUCGCAGGCGUGACAGAAGCUCAGGUCCAUCAGGAGGUUGUAGGAGCAAAUAUGUUAGAUGAGUUGGAUCCAGUCCAGAGACUUUUCCUGGAGAAGAUCAGAGAAUACAACAACCUGCGCAGGUCGAGUGGAGGACCAGUGGAGGAUGAGUCUGAUUAUGAGCGUCACCUGUCAGAGGAGACAGCAAAGCUCCAGAGACUUUAUGGAGGAGGAGACCUGAGCAGCUUCCCUCAGUUCACCUUCACCGAGCCCGAAUUGGACCAGGACCCAAAAUGAUUCCUGAAUUUCUGCCUCCUGCUCUUCAUCCUCCUCUGCCUCUGUGGAGGAACUGAGGAAAUGGGAGAAGAGGAAUUAUUUGUUGUGGUGAUCUGCUGGUUAAACAAAAGGGAAAGACAAUGUAUGGUGCAGCAAUGAUAGAAAGUAUUUUAUUUUAUUAAAGCAGAACUUUCAAAAGU